Molecule: messenger RNA, 4053 nt
Organism: Nanorana parkeri
Lineage: Eukaryota; Metazoa; Chordata; Amphibia; Anura; Dicroglossidae
Gene: GSE1
Product: Gse1 coiled-coil protein
Exons: 16
Coding region: 203-3943 (1246 amino acids)
Source: RefSeq, a predicted model, not a curated record
AGAGGCUGGGGAGCAGCGACUGGGUGUGGACACAAGAGCAGCAGGUGUUUGUAGACGGAGGCUGCCACUGGCUCCGCCCCUCCGCUGGGUCAUCUGCUCGGGGGGGAGCUGGGAGUCAGAUCAGUGCAGCGACUCGCCUGUGGCUGGAUCUGUGUCAUGGGCUGUGAGCCGGCCGAUGUGACACAAAGGGCUUCCCAUUGUCAUGAAAGGCAUGAACCAUGAGCCAAAGUCCGCUUCCAUAGGAAUGCUUUCGACAGCCACUCGGACCACGGCCACGGUCAGCCCCCUCACUCCCUCCCCUAUCAAUGGCUCCCUGGUACCCAACGGCAGCCCGGCGGCCAGCAGCGCGCUCUCAGUCCAGUCCGCACCCUCCUCCAGCUUCGCCGCCGCGCUGCGCAAACUCGCAAAGCAGGCCGAGGAGCCCAGAGGAUCGUCCAUAAGCAGCGAGUCUUCCCCCGUCUCCUCACCGGCAACCAACCACAGCUCUCCUGCCAGCACGCCAAAAAGGGGUCCGAUGGGGCCGAUCAUCGUGCCCCCUGGUGGACACACUGUGCCGAACACACCGCCCGUCGUGACUAUUGCACCAACCAAGACCGUGAAUGGAGUGUGGAGGAGCGAGGCCCGACAGUCGGAUGGUUCCUCCCGGGCAAGCAGUCUCAGCAGAGAGCGUAUGAUGGCGGAGUCUCAGCUGCCAGAGAAGACCGGCGCCCCCUCCGUACCCUCGCACCUAAUGGGGAACGCGUACGCCUUCGCCAUCCCGCCAGGCUCCGUCGUACAAGAUUCCCGCUUCCAGCCCUUAAAUCUGCAGAGGCCGGUCCCCCAUGUGGUCCCGACCAGCACAGAGGAAUACCUGCGCAGCUUCCGUCCGUACCACACAGCCGAGGACCUCCGCAUGCCAUCGAUCCCCCACCUCAGCCUGGACCCGUCCGCGGCGGCAGCAUAUUACCACAACAGCUACCUGGCGGCCCACCACCCCUUCCAGCACCCCGCCUUCAGAAUGGAUGAUUCGUACUGUUUGUCACUGAGGUCCCCGUUCUACCAAAUGCACAGCCCCGGAUCCUUGCCACCCAUGCACCCCUCCGCUAUGCACCUGCACUUGUCCGGAGUCCGCUACCCAGCCGACCUCGCCCAUUCAUCGCUGUCCGCACUGCAGUCAGAGCGACUCUCCAACCUGCAGGCGGAAAGACUUCAAAUGGAUGAAGAGCUCCGGCAGCGGGAGAGGGAAAGAGAGCGGGAGCGAGAAAAAGAAAGGGAAGCGGACCGUGAGCGGGAAAAGGAGAGAGAGCGGGAGAGGGAACGAGAGAGGGAGAAGAAAGAGCUGGAAAGGGAGAAGGAGCGAGAGAGGGAGAGGGAAAGGGAAAGGGAACGGGAACUGGAAAGGCAGCGCGAGAGGGCGAGGGAGAAGGAGGCCGCCCUCAUGAAGAACCUGGAGAAUCAGUUCAUGGUGGAGUCUGAGCUCCACCCGCUACGGAGUCACCAGGAAGAACGGGUGAAACCCGCAGAGCCGCCCCCUCCCAGCAGACCCGAGAAGUUAAAAGAAUCUCCCCAACAGACCGCAAAGCCGGUCCAGCACUCGUUACACCAGCCGCCCCCCGCGACGCACCACUCGGUGCCCAGCCUGAUCUCCCACGCCGCUUUCCCCCAACCCACCACGGCGGUGGCGGCCGCUCUCCUGGCCCAGAGGACGCAGGAGGAGGAGAAGUGGCAGGCUCGGCAAAGACGCCUGAGGCAAGAGAAGGAAGACCGGCAAUACCAGGUGUCCGAAUUCCGGCAGCAGGUGUUGGAACAGCAGCUGGACAUGAGCGGCCGGCCCAUCAACCCGCCGGAGGCCGAGAUUCGGCCAGAAAACCUCAGGGUGAUCAGCAAUCGCAGCGACAGCGGCAUCCGAGAGCCCCUACAACAUUUCGGAGGUCCACCGCCGCUCAUCUCUCCCAAACCGCAACAACAGCCAACGCCCACUUCAUUAUGGAACCCCGUGACGCUGAUGGAGACCCAUACAGAUCCACGACGCACCCAAGAACCCGCCGCUGUCCACAACCACACGAUGUACGAACAUACCAGACAGACCAUCGUCCCGAUCAAAAUCGAGCGUCCCUAUUCGUUCGAGAAGCAGCCGGACGAGGAGGAGUUGGCGCAGAGGAGGCGGGAACUGGCGGAGAAGUACCAGCCCAUUCGGGAUUCCUCCACAUUGGAGCACGCCGGGUAUUCCCACGCCCCGUUCCUGGCCGAGCUCGAGAAGUCCACGCAGACUUUCCUAAACCAGCAGCGGAGUUCCCUCCAGCAAGCCGGACAGACCGUGGAGAUCACGCUGCUGCAAAAGCCCAGCGCGGCGCACAGAGCACCGCCACUGAGGACGCGAGAGCCAAUGUUCAUCUACGACGAGUUUCUGCAGCAGCACCGCAGGCUGGUCAGUAAGCUGGACCUGGAGGAACGGAGGAGGAAGGAGGCCCGGGAGAAAGGCUACUACUAUGACCUGGAUGACUCGUACGAUGAAAGCGAUGAGGAGGAAGUCCGAGCACACCUCCGGCGAGUGGCUCAGCAGCCACCGCUCAAGCUGGACACGUCCUCUGAGAAGUUGGAGUUCCUCCAGAUAUUCGGCCUCACGACCCAACAAGACAAGGAGCGCCUCCUGCAGCAGAAGCGGAGGAAGCGAAGGCGGAUGUUGCGCGAAAGGAGUCAAUCUCCUCCCACCGUACAAAUCAAGCGCCAGACGCCGUCUCCACAUUCUCCUCUCUCCACCAGAUUCAGCCCGGACGAGCUCAACAACAGCCCCAACCUGGAGGAGAAGAAGAAAUUUCUCACGUUCUUCGACCUGUCGCACGUCAGCGCGGAGAGGAGGAGAGACAAGGAAAAACUGGUGGAGAUGCUUCAAGCCAUUAAGCAGAAGAAAGCAGUUCCCGAGACUGUAAAGAACCAACCGCCGGCCCAGACUCGGACCAGUCCACCUCCACCACCACCGCCUCCUCCUCGUCCGGCCCCCGAGGACCAGCUGCCUGCUCCGCCCCCUAUCCACCCUGACCCACCAGCUCCCAUCGCCUCUACUUCUUGCACUGUAUCAAUCCCGGAACCCGUGAAGCCUGUGGAACCCCUUCGUCUGGAUAAGCCCAGACACGUGGAUUCUGCCAGGGUCCCUCCCCUGCCGCUUCCAGUCCAACCGCCAGUGACCAACGCACCGAUCCCCGACAAAAAAAGGCAGGUCGAGGGCCCGCCUGCCAAAAAGAGCUUGAGCAUUCUGAACUUUGUGCGAGGGCACCCGCCCAAGGAGAACCCAGUGCAGCCUUCCCAGAGCAUGAACGGGAGGAACAAGUCGUGGGAGCCCUUCCUGGCGGAGGAGUUUGCCCACCAAUUUCACGAAUCUGUCUUACAGUCCACACAGAAGGCCCUGCAGAAGCACAAAGGAGCAUCCGGCUUGCACAGCGCUGAGCAAAACCACAAACCAGACGCCUCUGUUCACUAUAACAUUCCCGAGCUGCAGAAAUCGAGCAGAGCCCCGGCGCAACAACAACAACCGAACGGGCAGCCUGGACCUGCUCAGCCAGGGCCGGGCCCGGGACAACGGAAGCAAGAAGUCGCCUCUGGGGAGGAGACAUCGGAAGAAGAAGAGGAGGAGGAUGAUGAUGAAGAGGAGGAUGACUAUGAACCACCGAGACCUAAAUGGCAGGGGAUAGAGGCAAUAUUGGAAGCGUAUCAGGAACAUUUAGAAGAACAAAACAUGGAGCGCCAGGUUCUGGAGACGCAGUGCAAGCGGCUAGAAGCUCACCACUAUAAGCUGAGUCUGACGGCGGAACAGCUGUCGCAUCGUAUGGCGGACCUGAUGAGCCAGAAGCAGAGAGUCGCCUCCGAGAGGGACCGGCUACAAGCUGAACUCGAACACUUUAGGAAGUGCCUUGUUUUGCCCUCCUCGUCAUGGUCUAGGGGUUACUUCAAAGGCCACCCCAGGUGACACCGUCUCCCUUGCACUAGCCCUGGACGUACAGUAUAGAAAUUUAUCUCUAUUUUAUUAUCUUGAUAUUUAAUAUUUUUCACCGGGAGGACUGAAAUGGGGGGGGAGGA